Molecule: messenger RNA, 1779 nt
Organism: Schistosoma curassoni
Lineage: Eukaryota; Metazoa; Platyhelminthes; Trematoda; Strigeidida; Schistosomatidae
Source: the annotation of a GenBank genome assembly
AUGAAUCUUUCUAAAGAUCUUGCACCAAAUGAUCAAAAUAAUUUAAAGAUAUUACGUCAAGUUGAGUUUUAUUUAAGCGAAGGAAACUUAAAUCGCGAUAGCUUCUUCAAACAGGAAAUGCAAAAACGAGAUGAUGGUGGUAUCCCAAUAGAUCUGCUGCUAAAGUGUAAUCGUAUGAUUGCUAUGAAUGUCACAGAGGAUAUUCUAAAAAAUGUUGUUGGAACAUCAAAAAUUGUGAGUCUGUCUAAUGAUGGGUUGGCUAUUGUCCGAGUAUUGCCGUUAUCUGAGUUGGGACCUCGUGAAAGGCGAACUAUCUUAGUAACAGGACUUCCACGUUUAUCCAUCGGAAUAACUGAAAAAGUAGGUGUGGACAACACUCCUCAUAGGCAAAGUUCAAAACCAAGUGAAAAUGAGCUGAAAAACAUAACCUCAGCAAGUUGGGAACUUGGUGACUGGAUUCGGAAUGUAUUUGAAGAAUACGGUGAAGUCCUAUUUGUCAGUUUACCUCGUUAUCACCACUCUAAUUCGUUCCGAGGAUUUGCUUUCGUUGAAUUCAGAACGUCUAAAUCUGCUAGAAAAGCUGUUAAACAUAUGUGUGUUUUCAUGGAAAAUGAAAAUUGGCUCGUGCAACCUACUGAAACAAAUGAAGUAUCCGAGUGUCCAGAAUCAGCAUGGAAACCACGACUUGCAUCUAAAGUUUCUUUUUCACCUCAGCAAAUGUUAGCCAGACGGCAUAUUUGGCGCUGUUGCUCUCGAAAGAAUAAACAACUUAUUGCAGCGUUCAAACAUUUACGUCAGGUCGGAUACACUGCUAGCAAUCCAUGUGAUAAGGAAUAUUAUUCAAUUAUACUUGGUGAUAACUCUACAGAAGCUAUACUGAAUUAUGUUAAAAACAAUCGUUCUUAUGAACCAUGUCAAUCUAAACUACGUGUAUUUCGUUAUUCUGAUUGGAUAUUUUGGAAGCAAAAGUUUUAUCUGUGGCAACAAGCAUGGAUUGCAAGAAUGCAUCAUAAAACUGAAUUAUUAAUGACUAACAAAAAUAUUAGUAGCAAUGAUGAAUAUGAUGAGGAUGCCACUAUGGAAGAGAAAGAAUUUUAUCAAAUAGAUUCUGAAAUAAAUCGAAAUUCACUGCCAGUAAAAUGUUUAGAUGAAUCUUCAACUAGACCAAAAGCACUUCCAAAUAAUUUUGUUCCGAAUUCCAUUGUUCAGAUAUAUUGGCCUUCAGUAUUGAUUCCCAAAGGAGAUUCAGCAGAUACACAUCUGUCUGAUGGUCUUGGUGAUACACUGAUAACACCGAAGAAGUUAUCAUUUGCUCGAUGUCUGCGUAUUAGUCUAGAAAAAAAUCUUCUUGUUCCAUGUAAUCUUUUAAAAGAUGUUGCUCAUGUAGACCCAAACCCUAACCAAAAUCUAUUGAACUCUGUUAACCAAUUUGGGUGUUGUAUAAUACCAAAUACUAAUCUAAAUGAAUCACUUUCGUCAGAUGAAUUUGUUCCUCUUUUUAUUCGAAUGAAAAAUAAUAAAACUGCUCUGAAAUUGGUACAAUCUGUUAAUCUUUCUACAAUUCAUGGAGUAACAGCACGUAUUCUUGAAGGUCCUAAUGAACAGGCGUACUGUGAUAAUAUUAUCAAAUCUAAGUUAAAUGCUAGAGAACGCCAUCGGACUUCACAAUUAAACAAACGUCAAAAACAAAAAUCUGCAGAUCAUCAUCCUACAUCAUUCACUAAUUGUAUACCUCCAAGUAAUAAGACUGAUCACAAGCAUAUUGUAUUCGAUGAAUAA